AUGCUCGGCGCACUACCUUCCCCGUCACGCGACCUGGCUGAGCUCGCCAAAGAAGAAAAGGGCUUCACCUUUAACCACUUCACGUGCGAGCAUGCCUGGGUCAUUGGCAACAUUCUUCGCAACGCGCUCCGCACCGCCGAAUGCCCCGCCCUCAUCCACAUUGCCCUGCCCACCCAGAUCCUCUUCCACUCGCCCAGCCUGCCGGGCAUCAUGCCAGAUCACGAGAAAUGGGUCGAGCGAAAACGAAACACCGUGUUGCGAUGGGGCCACUCGACCUGGUUCAUGAGCUGCCAGUUUGACGGCGACUACAAGACGUUUGCCGAGCACCACGCCAUGAGCGGUGAAGAAUGGACCAAGUACACCAUUGAAGGCGGCGGUUAUCCAGUCUUCGUCAAGGGUGUCGAGGGCGUCGUCGGCGCAAUCGCCAUUGCCGGGCCGGACAUUGCGGGCGUCAACGCGCACAGCCUCGUCGUCAAGGCGGUCGAAGAGUACAAGGAGCUGCGGGAAGGGUUUCGAAGCCCCAUGAGGAGCAUGACUGUCAAAUGA
Exserohilum turcica Et28A is the source of this 546-nucleotide messenger RNA. RefSeq lists its product as uncharacterized. Gene Ontology annotation, cellular component: TRC complex. Lineage: Eukaryota; Fungi; Ascomycota; Dothideomycetes; Pleosporales; Pleosporaceae. Gene Ontology annotation, biological process: post-translational protein targeting to endoplasmic reticulum membrane. The record is from RefSeq and is a predicted model, not a curated record. The transcript has a single exon. The coding region runs from base 1 to 546 and encodes 181 amino acids.